Messenger RNA from Puntigrus tetrazona (Sumatra barb), 1021 nucleotides. RefSeq names its product transmembrane protein 220 (gene tmem220). The coding region runs from base 226 to 843 and encodes 205 amino acids. The transcript has 6 exons. The record is from RefSeq and is a predicted model, not a curated record. Lineage: Eukaryota; Metazoa; Chordata; Actinopteri; Cypriniformes; Cyprinidae.
UGGCAAAAUAAAUAAAAUAAGAAUAAAAAAUGUACUGCUAAAGCAUUAAGGCAGCAAAGAAAACGGUUUGGAUCAUCUGGACGUUAUUUAUAUAUUAUAUAAUAACUAACAGGCCUAUGUAACUGACUGAUUUCGUAAUUCUAUGUAAUUCGACUGAUUUAAUGGUUGCUUGCGUCGUUAAUCCAAACGGUUGAAUGAGAAUGAUCGUGAACUACACUUCCCACAAUGCCUAGUUUCAUUCCGGCGACGGUCGUGUCCGGAAAAGCGUACAGUUAUAAAGUCCGAUGUGUUGAGUUUCGGAGAAAUGCUGAUAAACUCAUUAAAUGCGAAAUAGUCCGAAUGGCGAACAAGACGAGUGUCUCGUUGUCUCAGGUCAUCUGGAGAGCUUGCAAUUUAUUAAUGUCAGUGUUUUUCUCGCUGGCGACUUACGUGCAGAUAAAUGAUCCGGAUGCCGCUUUGUGGAUGGUUGGUUACGCUAUUCCAGCCGGACUGUGUUUUUCGCUUUGCUGCCAGCCUCAAAUAACAGAGUCGUUGUUAUGGAGGAGGCUGGCCGACUUGCAUGUGCUCGUAGCCUCUGCGUUUGCAGUCAUUAUGGGCUGGAAACUUCAUAAAGAGGGGAUUACGGACAUUUUCCAGCAAGAGGAAGGAAGGGAAUGUUGUGGGCUCGUGCUGACGGUGUUCUGGCUGCUCUUGUGCAGACGUUCAGGAAGGAGCUCCGUGGGCUCGGUCAGGAUCUGCACCGCUGUGGGAAUCGCAGCGUUUCCCUUCGUCACGUGGAUGCAUUACUACAUGAACGCAGAGCUGAGGAAGCACUGGCCUGAACACUGCACCACCGCUCUCUGAUCAGCUGCUAGCAUCGUGCAGACGUUCGUCUCUCAAAUCUCCUGAAUUAAUUCGAAAAUAAAUAACAGCGUAGUGCCUUUAUAAUACAAAAGUGACCCAAAGAUUCAUCUGAAGGCUUGUGUUCAGUCAUAUCGUUUCUGGUGUUGAAUAAAUAACAGCCGUUUUUUAAAAACGGUAA